AUCUUUUUUUAUACUUUCGCUUAUCCAUUUAAUAUUAUCAUUUCAAUUAGUGAUUGUUUUAUGCAUAUCUUGCUUUAUAGCCCAAUAUUCAAUACCUUAGAGACUAGCUUGUCUUAUAAUAAUUUUAUAAAAUUUUCCUUUUAACUUAAAGAAGGAUUGGCUUCAGUACGUCCAUAGGUACUAGAGUGUUGCGAAUAUGUAUUUUACAAUUACAAGAUACUCUUUAUGAGCUUCUUCAUUUCAUCUACCAUGCUCUUAUCUGAUAUUUUACAUCCUCUUUUGACGUGUGACCAUAUGGGGAAUUUCUCUACAUGUUGCUGUUGUAGGCUUAGGGUUUUGGUAGGUAAGAGGGCUUGAUUUUGGGUUGUAAGGGAGAAGUAAUAGAGAAAAAAUUUUGGUGUUCAAGGGUUGUGUGUACAGUACUACAAGAAAGAGAAGAAGUAAAGAAAGAAGAGAAAUGGAGAAAAGAACAAAUGAAAGCUAACACAUGUCAAAUUGUCAAUACUCAAAACAAUCAGUAUUUUUAUUUUUAUUUUUAAUUAUUCAGCUCACUCUUAUUAGACUAGUAGACCAAGGCCUCCUACAAAGUAUGAAGAAAGCUCCUAAUUAGACUAGUAAACUAAAACCCUAAUAAGGUAAUAAAAAUUUAACUUAAAUUCAAGGCUUUCCAAGUGAAGAGCUAUUAUAGAGUCUUGAGGAGGAUGGAUCAACAUUUUCCUGGGAGAAGCAUAUGGAGAGUUAGGGUUCUGCCAAUGUUGGCUUUCUUUUUGUGGGUUUGUGGCUUUAUGAAGGAUUUUGACUGUUGAUAAUUUAUGGAUGAGGUGCAUCAUUAUAAUGGAGUGGCGUUUCAUGUGUAAGAAUGUUGGGGAAAAUGCAAAUCAUUUAUACCUACAUGAUGAUGGGGCUUGGGAAUUGUGGUCCAUGUUAUUUUGUUUAUUUGGAGUCUCUUGGGUGAUGCCAUUCUGUACAGGAGUUGUUGGCUUGUUAAAUGAGGAGGUUUGGCAGGUGGUGACGUAGUUCAUUUUUAAAUCUAUCUGUUACUAGCUUAUGUUGUAUGAUAAGUAGUUUCCUUUUACUUUUAAUAGUCUUUAUCACUUGUAAUAGAAAGUUAGUUUGUUGAUAGAUUGUUAGUGACAAAUGCAAUAGCCUAUUAGUUAGUUAGAGAAGUUAGUUAGGCUUUGGCCAAUCACAUGGCAGCCAUAUGGUGGGUUCUUGUAACUAACUUGGUAGCUUGCUUAUAUAACUAUAAAUAAGCAAGGCUGCCCUCAUUGUAACUAGUUGAAUUUGAAUCCAAGAAAUCUACCUAUGAGGUAUUAUUCCAAGAGUGUGUUUCUCUUGAAGAGUUAGUUCAUUCUUUCUUUUCUCUAAGCAACUUAGCUUUCUAAAACAUCUCUCCUUUUCACCAUUUUUCCUCCAUCAUAAUUUGGCAUCAAAGCUUGAGAUCCUUAGGAUUCAAGUUGGUUUGCAAUUUGUUUCUUCAUUUUCUGUCAUCAAGAACCUAUCAAGAUCCUAUCUUGAUUUCAUUUUUCUUAUCCUCUACUAGUGAGCCUAAGAAUUUGUGAAGAUGACACCAAUAGUUUAUAAUAGAAGGAACAAGAAAGGUUCUGCAGCACAUGAGCCUGAGUAGCAGGUUCAUCCCAGGCAGCAGCCACAACCCCACCAAGAAGGAGAAUCCCAUGUGACAUUGGAGCAGACUGGAGCUGCUAAGGGGGCAGCUUGCUGCCUUGACUGAGGAGGUGAGAAGAAACUGGCGUUAUUAUCCUAGAAAUGAUGAUGAACCUGCUGAAGAUGCUGAAAUUGACAGUCACAACAACUUUAGUAACCCAAUUGGUCAGCCUAGAGGAGGUGUUCCAAGGCAAGUGCCUAGUCCUCCAAGGGGAGAACCAAAAUGGGAAUCAAACUUCAAGAUUGAGUUACCUAAGUUCUAUGGUAGCUUGAAUCAUGAAGAAUUCAUGGAUUGGUUUAACCAAGUGGAAAGAAUCUUUGAUUUCCAUGAGGUACCAGAUUCCAAGAAGGUGAAAUUGAUCUCUAUCAAGCUGAGAGGGAGAGCUUCAGCCUGAUGGGAACAGCUCCAUAUCAAACCAUUUUGGGUGUAAGGAGCAACAUGUCCAACUUAUACAAGAAAGGAGGUUGUUACACAUUGCAGCAAAAGAAGGGGAAAGCUAGUCCCAAACCAAUGGUCAAAAUGAAGAAUAUUGGAUGCAAGAGCAUUGACGCGGCUGCUUACACUUGCAGCCUUGACACAAAGCAGCAAUAGACCUUAAUCUCUAACAUGAUGCAGCAGCUUAAUACAGCAACUAAUGAGAAUGCAGAUCAGUGGAGCUACUAGAUCAUAUGCAUAUCUCCAAUAGUUUCAAUGUGCAUCACUUGCCGCAUCCUACAACUAGUCACACUUGAGGACAAGUGUGUUCCAAAGAGGGACAGUCUUGAUGCAGGUGGAGUACAAGGGGAAUUUGGAAAGCUGUACUGUUGUGCUUAAUGUGGUGUCUUUGGAGAGAACAGAAUGAUUGGUGCUUCGAGGGACAAGAAGUGUAUGUGGCAAAGCUGACAUAUCUAUUUCUGAAGUCUCUAUAUGACUGGACUCUGCCUUGUCCUUUGCCUUUUGUGGUUGACUUAGAGAGGUUUUUAGGAUUUGAAACUAGCAGAAUUUAAGGAAAAGAAAUGGGUUCGGAAGGAAGCUUAAGAGAGACAGUGGCAAGUCAAGUUGGUUUUGGUGGAUUUGACUGUCAUGUCAAAGCAAAAGACCUUUUGCAAUACUUAGAAGCUGAAAUUGGACUUGUUUAUAGGUGCAGACUAAAAACUUCUUGGACCCCUCCAGAGUCGUAUCCAAAUUUUGAAGAGAGCAUUGAAACUGCAAACAUUGAAAGCACAGAUCAUUAUGUCUCAGUGGAGCCUCAUGCAUUUGUGCAUUUUGCCUUGCCCGAGUCAGCAACUUGGGCUAUGAAUGCAGCAGGGCGUUGUGAGCUUUCUUUGAAAAAUAAUCUAUUGAAGGCUAGUUUAGGUCCUGAAAAUCCAUUCUGCUUGAAUAAGAGGAGGAGGGCUACAACUCCUAUUAAGUUGUCUGAUGUGCUUGUUGAGAUUGGGACCUUGGUUAACCGAGAUGAUUUUUUUGUUGCUUGGAGAGGACCUUCUAGAGGGGUUGAGUUUCUAGUGGAUCCUUUUGAUGGGACAUGCAAGUUUUGUUUCACAAGAGACACUGUUUUCACUUUUAAAGGCACGAGCAAGCAUGCAAUGGUAAAAUGUGAUUUCAAGGUGGAAUUCUUGGUGAGAGACAUCAAUGAGAUCAAGCGAUAUUCAGAGCCAUCAUAUCGAGUAAUCCUAUUGCAGCUGUCUUCAUCACCCCGGGUCUGGUAUAGAACAGCUGAUGAUGAUAUUGAAGAAACAGUGUCAUUUGAUUUGUUGGAUGAUGAUGAUCCUUGGAUCCGAACCACAGAUUUUACACCUAGUGGGGCAAUUGGUCGGUGUAAUUCUUAUAGGGUUUCAAUCCCACCCCGCUAUGGCAGGAAGUUGGAGAAGGCCAUGGAUUAUCUUAAAGAACGAAGGGUGCAUGACUUCUGCCUUAAAUCUCCGCUCAGGAUCCAGGAUGAACCUGAUUUUGGGUUGCCCAUGUCAGAUCCUUUGUUUUGUAUUCAGCACAUGGAAGGCAUAACCUUUGAGAUAAUGUUCUUGGUUAAUGCUGCAUUGCAUAAGGGCAUUUUCAAUCAGCACCAGCUGUCAGACAAUUUCUUUCAUUUGCUGAAAAGCCAAGCUAUGGAUGUCAAUGUUGCUGCACUAAAGCACAUAUGUUCUUACAGAAGCCCAGUGUUUGAUGCCUCCAAGAGGCUGAAAAUUGUUCAGGAUUGGUUGCUGAGGAAUCCUAAGCUUUUCAAGAGCCCUAAACAGCUGGAUGAUAUUGUUGAGGUUAGGAGGCUGGUCAUUACACCAACCAAAGCAUAUUGUCUUCCACCAGAAGUUGAGCUUUCCAAUAGGGUUCUCAGGAAAUAUAAAGAAGUUGCUGAUCGGUUUUUAAGGGUUACCUUUAUGGAUGAAGGGAUGCAGACAAUGAACUCCCAUGUUCUUUCGUAUUAUGUUGCUCCUAUUGUUAGGGAAAUCACAUCGUACUCUUUCCAGCAAAGAACCAAAAUAUUCCAAAGGGUGGGUACAUUUCUAAGGGAUGGGUUUCAUGUAUGUGGUCGGAAAUAUUCUUUUUUAGCCUUCUCAGCCAAUCAAUUGAGGGACCGUUCUGCCUGGUUUUUUGCUGAAGACAGGAACUUAAGUGUUAACAAAAUUAGAGAUUGGAUGGGGAAGUUUGACCAUAAAAACAUUGCUAAGUGUGCUGCUAGGAUGGGUCAGUGCUUCUCAUCGACAUAUGCUACAGUAGAAGUUCCAUCAACAGAAGUUAAUCCUUUCCUUCCUGAUAUAGAGAGGAAUGGGUAUUGUUUCUCUGAUGGGAUUGGUAUUAUUACUCCUGAUCUUGCGAUGGAAGUUGCAGAGAAAUUGAAAUUGGACAUGAAUCCUCCUAGUGCUUAUCAGAUUAGGUAUGCUGGUUGUAAGGGGGUUGUGGCCUGCUGGCCAGCAAAAGAUGAUGGGGCCCGACUUUCUUUGAGGCUUAGUAUGAACAAGUUCCAGUCAUGCCAUACUAUCCUUGAGAUCUGUUCUUGGACAAGGUUUCAGCCUGGUUUCCUAAACAGGCAGAUUGUGACUUUACUUUCAACUUUGAAUGUUCGAGAUGAAAUAUUCUGGACAAUGCAAGAAUCAAUGGUCUCCAGACUAAACCAAAUGCUUGUGGACACAGAUGUGGCGUUUGAUGUUCUGACAGCAUCUUGUGCAGAGCAAGGAAAUGCAGCAGCAAUAAUGUUGAGUGCAGGUUUCAAGCCUCAAAUUGAACCUCAUCUACGAGGCAUGUUAACCUGUAUACGAGCUGCACAGCUUUGGGGCCUUAGGGAAAAGGCUAGGAUUUUUGUCCCUAAAGGGAGGUGGCUGAUGGGCUGCUUAGAUGAGCUAGGGGUUCUUGAGCAGGGCCAAUGCUUUAUCCAAGUUUCUACCCCAUCAUUGGAAAACUGUUUUGCAAAGCAUGGUUCCAGGUUUACCAAGAGAGGGAAUAAUCUUCAAGUAAUUAAAGGGUAUGUGGCCAUAGCGAAGAAUCCUUGUCUUCACCCAGGAGAUGUAAGGAUUCUAGAAGCAGUUGAUGCCCCUGGUUUACACCAUCUACAUGAUUGCUUUGUUUUCCCUCAAAAUGGUGAAAGGCCACAUCCCAACGAAGCAUCUGGAAGUGACCUUGAUGGGGACCUUUACUUUGUGACUUGGGAUGAAAAUCUUAUUCCCCCUAGUAAGAAGAGCUGGCCGCCCAUGGAGUAUGCUCCUGCAGAAGCCAAACUUUUGUCACGCAAAGUCACUUCUAAGGAUAUAAUAGAUUUUUUUGCAAGAAACAUGGUGAAUGAGAGCCUUGGGACAAUCUGCAAUGCACAUGUGGUUCAUGCUGACCGCAGUGAGUAUGGGGCUUUGGAUGAGGACUGCAUCACACUAGCAGACUUAGCAGCUAAAGCUGUUGAUUUUCCCAAGACUGGGGUGCUUGUCACGAUGCCUUCACAUCUGAAACCGAAACUGUACCCUGAUUUUAUGGGGAAGGAUGAUAAUCAAUCCUACAAGUCCACCAAAAUCUUGGGAAGACUUUAUCGGCAAGUAAAGGAUGCUUAUGAUGAAGAUAUUGAUGCGCCUUCAGAGCUAAAUUUUGUCCCUGAUGAUGUCCCUUAUGAUUCAGAUCUUAAGGUUUCAGGAUCUGACGAUUUCAUCAUGGAUGCGUGGCAUCAAAAGUGCUCUUAUAAUGGGCAGCUGAUUGGUCUAUUAGGACAGUAUAAAGUGAAGAGGGAAGAAGAGAUUGUAACUGGGCACAUCUGGUCCAUGCCCAAUUACAACAGCAGGAAGCAAGGGGAGCUCAAGGAGAAGCUCAAGCAUAGUUAUAGUUCUCUGAAGAAAGAAUUCAGGCAAAUUUUUGAACACAUUGACUCUGACUUUGAGCAACUCCCUGAUGAUGAGAAGAAUUUAGUCUACGAGCAGAAGGCCUCAGCAUGGUACCAGGUCACUUAUGAUCCAUACUGGGUGAAUAAAUCACUGGAUUUGCAAAAAUCAGUGGAUUUGCUAGAAUCAGAUGGUCCAAGGGAUGUAGUGAUGCUGAGCUUUGCCUGGAUUGCAGCUGAUUAUCUUGCUCGGAUCAAGAUUAGAAGUGGUGGAUCUGACAAUGUGGACUCUGCUAAGCCCAUUAACUCUCUGAAGAGGUACCUCAUCGAUCGAAUAUGACCAGCACUUGAAGCUUUGAGAGCUCUCUUAUUGUGCUGCUCAUACAUUAUUGCUGCAAGGCCACUCUACCAAUCUAAAGAUAAGUCGUACGUAUCUGUUGUUAAGGUGUUUACCCUCCUUUGGGCCCUGGAUGACAUUUCCUUUUGAAUUGUUACUUGCUGCUCCAACAUGUUUCUUGCUUGUAAUCAAGCUCUUAGAAAUUUCUGUGUAUUUUGACCUUAUAAGAUCUUACUGGUAAUGCAAAUCAUAUUCUUUAUUGUGGCAUA
Molecule: messenger RNA, 6542 nt
Organism: Quercus lobata
Lineage: Eukaryota; Viridiplantae; Streptophyta; Magnoliopsida; Fagales; Fagaceae
Gene: RDR6
Product: RNA-dependent RNA polymerase 6
Exons: 4
Coding region: 2662-6276 (1204 amino acids)
Biological process (GO): siRNA processing
Cellular component (GO): nuclear RNA-directed RNA polymerase complex
Molecular function (GO): RNA-directed RNA polymerase activity
Source: RefSeq, a predicted model, not a curated record